Cyprinodon variegatus (sheepshead minnow) is the source of this 1504-nucleotide messenger RNA. RefSeq names its product akirin-2-like (gene akirin2). NCBI's taxonomy places the organism in Eukaryota, Metazoa, Chordata, Actinopteri, Cyprinodontiformes, Cyprinodontidae. Gene Ontology annotation, molecular function: transcription coregulator activity. The coding region runs from base 325 to 879 and encodes 184 amino acids. The record is from RefSeq and is a predicted model, not a curated record. Gene Ontology annotation, biological process: positive regulation of transcription by RNA polymerase II; positive regulation of innate immune response. The transcript is spliced from 5 exons. Gene Ontology annotation, cellular component: chromatin; nucleus.
GAGAAUAAUAACAGGGAAGCUUGUUUGGACCGUUUGCGUUGUGCUGCGUUAGUCUUAAAAUCUGUCAUCAUCCAUAUUUUUACUUUGCUUUACCCAAGUUAUUUUAUCGAGAGUGUCUGCUUAUGUUAUCUGUUAUUUAUAUUUUAUUAGAAUUUCGCAUUGGAAGACAUCGACAACGUAAAAAAAGUGCGUGGCGUCUACAUCGCCGCUAUUCUUUUUUUUGGCAUUAGCAUUAGCAGUGGGGCCCAAAAAAGCUAGUUCCUGAAGAUACAAUUCUAUAAAGGCUUCGUUUUUCGCCAAGCUUAUAUUUAUAUUUGGGUAAUAAUGGCUUGUGGGGCUACUUUGAAACGUACUCUGGAUUUUGACCCCCUAAUGAGCCAGGCUUCUCCCAAAAGAAGAAGGUGUGCACCGGUCAUGUCGCCGGUCUCCUCUCCGCAGAAAUAUCUGCGUUUGGAACCAUCGCCUUUCGGAGAAGUGUCAUCUAGACUCACCACAGAACAAAUUCUGCACAACAUAAAACAGGAAUACAAACGCCUGCAGAAACGGCGACACCUGGACAGCGCUUUCCAGCAGACAGAUGGGUGCUGUCCUCUGGAUCUGCAAAACAUUCAGGCUGGGUCACCUUUGGCUGGGUCUCCUUUACCAGGUACAUCCUCAGGUGGCUCAUCUCCCACCAGGAAGGAGCAGCCAUUAUUUUCCCUUAGACAGGUUGGGAUGAUCUGUGAGAGACUACUGAAGGAGAAAGAGGACAAAAUUCGAGAAGAAUACGAUGAGAUUCUGACAACAAAACUCGCUGAGCAAUAUGAUGCAUUUGUCAAGUUCACACAUGACCAGCUGAUGCGAAGAUUUGGGGAGCAGCCUGCAAGUUAUGUCUCUUGAGUUCUGAAUUUGGGAUAUUCCCUUUGCUGCCAUCUUCUCCAGGGCCUUGGUGGGUUUGAUUAGACUUUUCUCCUUGCUGUGCCAUAUUGCCUCUCUGUGGACUUGCUGCCUCGGGCAUCAGUUAUUGGCGUCAACAUUUCCUGUUGCUUGUAGGAGUUCGGAGAGUUUUCUGCUGCCAACAUUACAUGAGACUCUUCCAGUGGCCUCUUUACUGCCAUGAUCCUUUUGGCUUUGUUCUGAUGCCUUUAUUAAAGGCUCUCAUCACACACUUGGCCUUUUUUACUUUACUAUUUUAUUCCUUUAGUGAUAUUUCACCAAGGAUGUGAGUUGUGCAGUUUUUAUGUCUGUUUUUCUAAAGGGAUUGGAGAUUAAUUAGUUGAAGGAAGACAGCUGUCUGGAUUUGAGUAUCAACUGUUGUCUUUGCUUUCUUCAACUUUGUAUAAACUGUUCUGAUUAUUACUACUUUUAGAUUUUGUACAUUUGUACACACUGUAUUGCAUUAGUUUAAUUUGUUUUGCAUAUUUGGCUUGAAUUUUGUUCAUUGUAUCCCAAUGUUAUGACUUUGUUUUACUAUAAGUUUAAAGGGGCUUUGAUUCCAAUGAUGUAAAUAAAGUUUUGUCUGAAA